GCGCAUCUGCCGAUAGUCUCGCGAGUUUAAUAUCCCCGUACGAGGUGACUUUUACCCUCUGUUUCCAUCCACGUGACGAGAGGCAUAUUCUGUGUACCAUGGAGGUUCUUUGAUGACACCCUUGUUCCACUUUCUUUCUUGGUCUAAGAUGAGGUAUAUAAGGACUCAAGAACUCAUCGUUUGGACAUAGAAUAUAGAAUAGACUGCUGACUUACACAAAACACCAAACUUUCUGUUUCCAACUAAGACGUCUCAUUCAACAUGGAUUCUCUGUUUAUUUUUGUGGGGUUUCUACUUUAUAUACCAGCUUUGAUAGAUGGAGCUGGUCGUCAACAGAGUUUUGGACAGAAUCAGCUGCCGUUUGGUCAGCAAAGCAAUUAUCAACAGCCAGGAAGUUUCGGAUCUCAAGAUAGUUUUGGUUCUCCUCAGCCUUUUGAUUUUAACUACAAUGUUAAGGAUGAAUUUGGCAAUUCUCACUACCAUCAAGAACAGGGGGAUCAAAGCGGAAAUGUGUUAGGUAGCUACGGAUAUACGAACGCUAACGGACUUUUCCGCUACGUAGAGUACAGUGCUGACUCGUCUGGAUUCACCGCUAAAGUUCACAGUAACGAGCCAGGUGUUUAUCCCGAUAAUCCUGCUGACGUUACUCUCAACGUAGAACAGCCUCCUGCAGGCCUCCAAGAUCAGUACACACGUAGGACCUCUGGAGGUGGAUAUCAGAAACCGCAACAGUUACCUGAUAGCACAUAUUCUGGUCAAGAUUACGUACAGCGUCCAGUUGGAUACCAGAAAUCUGGAGUGAAACGUGCUGGAUAAGUUUAACAGAGAUGAUAACGCUUAUUAUUCACUGCCAAUUUAUACAUUACAUGAAAAUAUCUUUCCUAAAUAAUUUCACUGGUUUAUUUUUAAAGAAGCGAAUAGUUUUUCUUUUUGUAGAAAAUAUUAAUUACGAUAUUUCUUUAUGUUGUUAUGUCUUUAUAAGUUGGAAAAUGUAUGGUAAAAAAUAGAUUUAAAGUCAAAGCUAUGUCUUUUACCUUUAAGAAACGAAGACAUUUCUUAGAAGUAGUGUCUAUCGUAUACAAAAUUUGUGCCAGUAAUAGAAGUGUGAAAAUACUACUUUGCGUUUAGAUAAAAAUUCCAGAAAAAGAAAUUUUGUUAGCUUAUAAUUAAACAAGUAGUUUUGAUAGUAAAAUUAUACAAACAUCAUGCUGAUAAAUAAGUUGCUUCACAGUGUUUUUAUUAAGAUUUAAAUGAAAUAACAGAUAAAAACCGAUAUUGCUUUGUUGAGGUUACCAGUGUUCUUCGUUUCAACAAUUUGAGAAAUCUGUUAGCCUCGAAUAUCUUAUAACAUUCUAAUAAAAAUGUUAUUUCUGGGAAAAUAAACUAUGUAUUUGUGGAA
Limulus polyphemus (Atlantic horseshoe crab) is the source of this 1399-nucleotide messenger RNA. RefSeq lists its product as uncharacterized. Lineage: Eukaryota; Metazoa; Arthropoda; Merostomata; Xiphosura; Limulidae. The record is from RefSeq and is a predicted model, not a curated record. The transcript has 3 exons. Bases 262 to 816 code for a protein of 184 amino acids. Gene Ontology annotation, cellular component: chitin-based extracellular matrix. Gene Ontology annotation, molecular function: structural constituent of chitin-based larval cuticle.